Messenger RNA from Sorex araneus (European shrew), 1268 nucleotides. It is a transcript of the gene DECR1, whose product is annotated as 2,4-dienoyl-CoA reductase 1. Gene Ontology annotation, cellular component: mitochondrion. Gene Ontology annotation, biological process: fatty acid beta-oxidation. The coding region runs from base 181 to 1170 and encodes 329 amino acids. NCBI's taxonomy places the organism in Eukaryota, Metazoa, Chordata, Mammalia, Eulipotyphla, Soricidae. Gene Ontology annotation, molecular function: 2,4-dienoyl-CoA reductase (NADPH) activity. The transcript is spliced from 10 exons. The record is from RefSeq and is a predicted model, not a curated record.
GAAACUGCAGGAAGUGAGGGAAAGUGCAAAGAAAAGGGAAAAAGAAAAAAAAAAAGGCCGCGAGAGGCGGCGCGCGGCAGCGCCCCGGGGCCUGCGGGCUGGCCCGGGGCACAAGGGCGUCGCGCGGGCGCGGUGCCCGUCCUGGCCUGUGCCCGCCCUCGCCGCCGUCGGAGCCGCAACAUGGCGCUGCCAGGCCGCCUCUGCGGGGCGCGGGGCCGCGGGUGGACGCGGUUUUUCAGUCAUGGAACUCAAAUAUUAUACCAAAGCUCUGAAGCUUCUCAGUCCAAGUUCUUUCCACCCCUCCAAAAAGUCAUGCUGCCACCGAACAGUUUUCAAGGCAAAGUGGCCUUCAUUACGGGGGGCGGCACUGGCCUCGGGAGAGGAAUGACCACCGUCCUGUCCAGCUUAGGCGCACACUGUGUGAUAGCCAGCCGGAAGAUUGAUGUUUUGAAAGCUACAGCAGAACAAAUUUCUUCCCAAACUGGAAAUAAGGUUCAUGCUAUUCAGUGUGAUGUGAGGGAUCCUGAGAUGGUUCAGAACACCGUGUCAGAAAUGAUCAAAGUUGCCGGGCAUCCUGAUGUCGUGAUAAAUAAUGCAGCAGGAAAUUUUAUUUCUCCCACGGAAAGACUCACUCCUAAUGGCUGGAGGACCAUAACUGACAUAGUUCUAAAUGGCACUGCCUUUGUGACGUUAGAAAUCGGAAAACAGCUAAUCAAAGCACAGAAAGGAGCAGCGUUUCUUGCUAUCACAACUAUCUAUGCCGAGUCUGGAUCAGGCUUUGUAGUGCCCAGUGCUUCUGCCAAAGCAGGUGUCGAAGCCCUGAACAAGUCUCUUGCUGCUGAAUGGGGUAAAUAUGGAAUGCGAUUCAAUGUGAUUCAACCAGGACCUAUAAAAACAAAAGGUGCAUUUAGCCGUCUUGACCCAACUGGACAAUUUGAGAAAGAAAUGAUUGAGAGAAUUCCCUGUGGUCGACUAGGAACUGUGGAAGAACUUGCAAAUCUUGCCGCGUUCCUUUGUAGUGAUUAUGCUUCUUGGAUUAACGGAGCAGUCAUUAGAUUUGAUGGUGGAGAGGAAGUAUCUAUUUCUGGAGAGUUUAACAGUUUGAGAAAGGUAACCAAGGAACAGUGGGAUGCAAUAGAGGGACUCAUCAGGAAAACAAAAGGUUCCUAAGACCUUUAUGACUUUCUUCUUCGAUACAGUGGAAGUGAUAUGCACUGUUUAUACUCUUUUGACUAUAUUCAAAACUAAUAAAUCAUUAAUUAACAUUU